CACACUUUACUUUGGUCAAUUUUUUUCUGAAGGAACAUUUUCUACACUCUCAUUAGUCUGCAACUCUAUGGAGGCUCGUCUUAUGAAGUUGGUGGCCAAUUCACGUGAAAUCAAGUUUCUUCUCGGACCAAUCGAGCCGGAUACAUGCGUUUCAUUGAUCAAGCAAUGCAGAACCAUCCAAUCUUUGAAAUCCGUCCACGCUUCAAUGCUCAGAUCAUAUCUUCACUCAAACCUCUUCUUCUCCACCAACCUCAUUUCUCAAUACGCCUCUCUAGGCUCCAUGUCUCAUGCCUACUCCCUCUUCUCUACGACCCAAUCGUCGGAUGUCUUCCUCUGGAAUGUAAUGCUCCGUGGCUUCGUCGACAAUGGAUUAUAUAACCGUUCCAUGCUUCUGUACAGAAAAAUGCUACUACGGGGCAUUCAACCCGACAAUUUUACGUACCCUUUCAUUCUCAAGGCAUGUGGAUGUGUUAGGGAUCUUGAGUUUGGGGUUAUAGUUCAUGGUAACCUGAUAGAAUCUGGGUAUGAUUUAGAUGUCGUCGUUGGUAAUUCACUCGUUACCAUGUAUGGCAAGUGUGAGCGUCUUGAUAUCUCUCGGCUAGUGUUCGAUAAAAUUGCUGAAAGAAAUAUAGUCUCUUGGAGUUCAAUGAUUGGUGCAUGUGCACAGAACGGGCAAUAUGAGGAAGGGUUAUCGUUGUUCUCGCGAAUGUUGGAUGAGGGAAUCAGACCAAACAGGGCUCUUAUCUUAAAUGUGAUGUCCUGUGUACACAGAGAAAACGAUGCUGAUGAUGUCUGUAGAAUUGUGAUAGAUAAUGGAGUUGACGUGGAUCGGCCUGUCCGAAAUGCAGCAAUGGGGAUGUAUGCGCGAUGUGGGAGAAUUGACAUCGCUCGAAGAUUCUUUGAUGGAAUCGUUGAGAAGGAUUUGAUGUCUUGGGCAGCCAUGAUUGAAGCUUAUGUGCAAACUGAUUUGCCUCUUACAGCCUUAGAGCUUUUUAAACAGAUGGUAUUGGAAAGAAUCCCUCUUGAUUCCGUGAGCCUUUUGAGUGUGAUUCAUGCUUGUUCAAAUUUAGCUUCUUUCCAGCAAGCACGCUUCAUUCAUGGGUUCAUUACUCGGAGAUUUCUUGAAAACCAAAUAUCAGUUGAAACUGCUCUAGUUGACCUCUAUGUUAAAUGUGGACAUUUGUUAUAUGCUAGGAAAAUUUUUGAUAACAGGCGGGAAAGAAAUAUAAUAUCAUGGAGUACCUUAAUUUCAGGAUAUGGAGCACAUGGCCAUGGCAGAGAAGCGCUCUACCUAUUUGAUCAGAUGAAGGACACAAUAAAGCCUGACCAUAUUGCAUUUCUAUCGGUGUUGUCUGCCUGCAGUCAUGGCGGGUUGCUUGUGGAAGGAUGGGAGUGCUUCAAUUCCAUGAGUAGAGAUUUUAACGUUACACCAAGAUCUGAGCAUUAUGCAUGUAUGGUUGACAUGUUGGGUCGAGCUGGUCGGCUGAAUGAAGCUCAUGAUUUUAUUGAGAGAAUGCCUACGUGGCCAGAUGCUGGUGUCUGGGGAGCAUUGCUUGGAGCAUGUAGAAUUCAUUUAAAUGUAGAACUCGCUGAAGUCGCUGCAAAAUCUUUAUUUCGGUUAGAUUCAGAUAACCCUGGUCGGUACGUUCUAUUGUCUAACAUUUAUGUGUCAUCAGGCAAAAGGAACAAAGCUAAUAGGAUUAGAGCUCUUAUGAAACAAAGAGGGUUGAGAAAAAUUGCUGGCCACACAAUUAUAGAGAUUAAGAACAAGAUCUAUACAUUUGUUGCUGGGGAUCAGUCACAUCCACAAACUAGUUUGAUCUAUUCUGAAUUGGAGAAAGUGAUGCAUAGGAUUCGACUGGCAGGGUAUACACCUGAUCUGAACUUUGUAUUGCAUGAUGUGGAGGAAGAGAUGAAGGAGAAGCUAUUAUAUGCGCAUAGUGAGAAGUUGGCAAUUGUUUUUGGGCUACUGAAUACAGGGUCAUCUAGUACCAUUAGAAUUAGAAAGAAUCUUAGGGUUUGUGGGGAUUGUCAUACUGCUGCAAAGUUUAUAUCUAAGGUUACGGGAAGGGAUAUCAUAGUGAGAGAUGCUCACAGAUUCCACCAUUUUAACAAAGGAACAUGCUCUUGUGGGGAUUAUUGGUGAUGUGUUAUGGUCUCAUUCUAUUGCCAACAUAUUUGUGCUUUUUACUGGAGGAGAAAUGCUGCGAACUAUGACCAGGUAAGGAUUCAAACAAGCAUGACCAAUAAAUAUGUCAGUGUGGAGAAACCCGUCUUACCUCCUUGGCUUUACAUGACCAAUAGCUUAGGAUAGGCUUACACGCACCAACUGUGUACGGUGACAUUGCAAAGUUGGCUUCACAGACUUUGUGGGAGUCGCUAAUAUGGGAUGUGCAGAAAAGUUCUUCUAGUCAUAAUGCCCGUUUAUUGUUUUCACUGUGGCCUGGGGUAUUUUGCAUAGUCGGAAUGCAUGUAUUUGUGAAGGAAGAUCCUGGGAUACUAAGGUACAGAUAGGGCUACCACGAUGCUUCAGGGCUGUAGAAAGGUCAACUGAACAAAAGUUCUGAUUGCAUAAAGACGAUUUUGUGAAUAGGACUAUCAAUUUUUCAAGGGCUGGAAUUGGGGCUGUUCUUGGAGACGACAUAAGGCAAUGUAAUGAUGGCAUUGAGCAGGAACAGAAAUGCUGUCGAGGAUGUGGAAGAUAUUGAGGCUCUAGUAGCCUUAUGCGAACUGGAAAUGAUAUGCCAGUAGGGGACAUCAACCGUCAUUCUUGAAUGCGAUUCAUUGGUAACUGUUGCCACACUCAUCUCACGACCUUCCAACUUUUCUUGUCUUAGGACCUUGAUGGAUGAAAUUAAACUGCUAUUCAAAUGCCUCAGCCACAACGGUGUUACUCAUGCAAAAGGGAGAUCAAUGAAGGCAUUUCUUCCGAUUAGAAAAAAAAAAGGAAAAAUAUAACACAUGGCUUUUAAGAAUAGUUUAAAAUCGCUUUAUGAUAUUACUGAUAAAAAAAAAAAAUCUUUUGCAUUCAUUGAAUGAGAAGGUAAUUGCAUGCGUAUAUUUUGAUAUUUAA
Carya illinoinensis is the source of this 3073-nucleotide messenger RNA. RefSeq names its product pentatricopeptide repeat-containing protein At1g11290, chloroplastic-like. Gene Ontology annotation, molecular function: protein binding; RNA binding; zinc ion binding. The record is from RefSeq and is a predicted model, not a curated record. Gene Ontology annotation, biological process: RNA modification. The coding region runs from base 68 to 2146 and encodes 692 amino acids. The transcript has a single exon. Lineage: Eukaryota; Viridiplantae; Streptophyta; Magnoliopsida; Fagales; Juglandaceae.